GUUUUUAUUGAGAUUUUGUGAGUAAUAUUUCGUUGUUUCUCAAAAAUCAGGCUUCUUGUGAUUAAUUUUGGGAAGAAUUCAGCAAAAAAAAAAGGCUUUUUCAAAGUGACGAUUUCAGAAGCAAUGAAUAAGCCUAUGACGCAUUCUAACUUGUAUUCACCUUCUGGCACAAAAUAUGGCCAAUACCUAGCAUCUCCAAGGAAAAUGCCUGCCAUAUUUGAUAGGUCUAACUCAUGGCUAGAUGCCAUGCAGUGCUCAUCUCCUACUCACAAUGAUACAGAUGAUGGUUACUCUAAUUGGAUGCUUAGGUACCCAUCUGCACUUGCUUCAUUUGAGCAUAUAAUAAACCAUGCAGAAGGAAAAAGAAUAGCAUUGUUUCUCGACUAUGAUGGGACACUUUCCCCAAUUGUCGACAACCCAGAUUCUGCUGUCAUGUCCCCUGCUAUGCGGGCUGCUGUGAAAGAUGUGGCACAGUAUUUUCCAACAGCGAUAAUCAGUGGGAGAAGCCGUGAUAAGGUGUAUGAAUUUGUUGGUCUAACUGAACUCUAUUAUGCGGGUAGUCAUGGAAUGGAUAUUAUGGGUCCCAUUCGAUCUGUUUCGAAUGAACACCCAAAUUGUACUAGGUCCACUGACCAACAGGGUAACAAAGUUAAUCUAUUCCAGCCUGCUAGUGAAUUCUUGCCUAUGAUUGAUGAGGUUUCUAAAGCGCUUCAUGAGAUUGCCAAAGAAGUAAAGGGAGCAAAAGUAGAGCAUAAUAAGUUUUGCGUUUCUGUACACUAUCGUAAUGUGGAUGAAAAGAACUGGAAUAUAAUUGGCCAACAAGUGAAGGAACUGUUGAAAGGUUAUCCUAGUCUUCGAUUAACACAUGGAAGAAAGGUAUUAGAGGUUCGGCCCGUUCUUAAUUGGGAUAAGGGGAAAGCCGUUGAGUUCUUACUGGAAUCACUUGGCCUAAGCAAUUGUAAUGAUGUGGUUCCCAUUUAUGUUGGAGAUGACCGGACAGAUGAAGAUGCAUUUAAGAUUCUGAGAGAUGGAAAUUAUGGUUUUGGAAUCUUAGUGUCUUCUGCACCCAAGGAAAGCAAUGCAUUUUACUCUCUUAGGGACCCAUCAGAGGUUAUGGAGUUCUUGAAGUGGCUGGUUGUGUGGAAGAAGUCAACAGGUGGAGUUUUAGAUAUUUAGAAGAAGAAGAAGAGAUGAUGACUACAUACAUACAGGGUACAGGAAACAACAUAUAACUUGCUUUCUUUAUUGGGGGAAAGGAAAAGGGUUUAUUAAAUAUCCUUUUCAGGUUUCUUCACCCAUUUCUUAAGCUCUUCUAUCAAAAUAAAAUAAGUCCUGCCUGCCCUUUGUGAUCCUCAUUUUUUUUGGGUUUUAAAGAGGGGGGAAUGAUAUAUCAUACUUACUUACAUAUAUAUAUAUACAUAUAAUACAAACAGCAGAUUUGUUCAUUUUAUUUUAUUUUUUUGUAAUUUGAGAACCAUAACAAAUAGUACUAGCACUAUUUCUAAUGAAUGGUUUGUUCAUGUUCAAAAUUUCUGAA
This is a messenger RNA of Impatiens glandulifera, 1537 nucleotides long. RefSeq names its product trehalose-phosphate phosphatase A-like. Gene Ontology annotation, biological process: trehalose biosynthetic process. Lineage: Eukaryota; Viridiplantae; Streptophyta; Magnoliopsida; Ericales; Balsaminaceae. The transcript has 12 exons. Bases 124 to 1176 code for a protein of 350 amino acids. The record is from RefSeq and is a predicted model, not a curated record. Gene Ontology annotation, molecular function: trehalose-phosphatase activity.